This is a messenger RNA of Exophiala bonariae, 2370 nucleotides long. RefSeq lists its product as uncharacterized. Gene Ontology annotation, cellular component: mitochondrion. The coding region runs from base 1 to 2370 and encodes 789 amino acids. Gene Ontology annotation, molecular function: D-arabinono-1,4-lactone oxidase activity; FAD binding. The transcript has 4 exons. The record is from RefSeq and is a predicted model, not a curated record. NCBI's taxonomy places the organism in Eukaryota, Fungi, Ascomycota, Eurotiomycetes, Chaetothyriales, Herpotrichiellaceae.
AUGGCAAUUCCUCUAACAGCAGGAGGUGACGAGUGGGAUCACGGCAUUUUGCCACUCGAAUCAUCAUCCUUGGUGAAGGAAUGCAUUCUUGGACUAACAGAAAAGGUCAACGAGAAAGAGCUUCCCGGAUGGGCUUCUCUGGUCGCCGACUGGUGGAAUCCCAAUAUCUUGGUGUCUCAAGAGCAAUCCAUUCGCCGAUUUCUUCGUAUCUUCAAGCACAGCGAGGUCGACCACACGUAUCAGGAUCUCCUUAAGAAUUACGAUGAUGAAACUCAACACAUUUUUGAAGCUUUUGUGGAUGGGAAGAUCGAUGCUGAAGAGGCCAGCAAAUUAUAUCACCCAUACCAUUCAGUGACAGCGUUGAAGCCUGCCGGCGGCUGCCGUAAUGGAGACUUGAGCACCCUCAAUCAGAAUGAUCGUCAAAAUAUAGCCCUGCAGGGAUAUGCAGACUUGCUAAGGGCCUUUCCAACAAGUAUACCUUCAAGGAUAAGGAGGUAUUUUUGGAAACGCAUUCCGUUCUUCAAGCAGGAGAAGCAUAAGCUUCGCGUCAAGUCUUACUACAAUCUCAACUUCCGUAAUCAUGGGAGAACUAUACACAAUACGCCGGCGAUUACAUGCGUGCCCGAGACCACAAAGGAUAUCCAAGACAUCGUAAAAUUUGCUAAAGCACACAAAAUGGGUGUCAGAGUUUCUGGUUUUCGCCACUCAUGGUCCCCAGUUUUCGGGCGCUUGAACACCGCAGGAAUGAAGAACAACGGCGACAUCUUGAUUUCAACACUAGGUCUGAUUGAUGCGACUAUCCUCCCAAACUUUACGUCUAUGCCCACCGAUAUCUUCCAACCACAUGCGAAGGACUUGAACUCAAUUACAAUAGUUGAAGCUAGUUAUGUGAGAGGCCCAGCCCUAACGAAUGGGGCUAAGUAUGUGAGACUGGGUACAUCGACGACUAACAAGCAGCUUCGUAAGUGGUGUAUCGAGAUAGGUAAGGUAACGCUUCCACUUCAGAUUAUUGAAGUCGAAAUCACGAUGGGCGGUAGCAAUGCCACCAUUUGUCACGGUGCUGGACUCCAACAUCCGACAUUAAGUGAUCUAGUCCGUGCAAUCGAAUAUGUUGACGCGAAUGGUAAUUUGAACAAGAUUGACUUGUCAACUCCAUCGUUUCUACGUGCAGCAGCAGGGUGUUUCGGUCUUAUCGGUAUUGUCACUCAUUUAACAUUGGAGUUUGAUGCUAUGUCUUGCGCUCUCCUCGUCCCCCGAAAGAUACCCGUAAUUGAAGCAAUCCCUCCUCCGCUCGAUAUGCCUUAUUCAGCAAUACCGCCGGCAUUGCGUCCAGCACAACCACUUUCUAAAGAACGACAGCGCGAGAACCAGGAAGAAUUUGAGCGCCGAGCUCUCAAUGACUACUACGCCGAAUGGUUCUGGUUUCCAUAUUCGAGUGAGGUCUGGGUCAAUACAUGGAGCAAAACCACAGAUUUAUCUAAUGCCGUAACGUACCCUAACAACGGGAAAAUAAUCCUACAAGUUUUCGGAACCUUUGCUACCCAGAUUAUUCAGAAUGCAACUAUUCUCCUCAAGCUCACUGACAAUAACCCUGAGAGACAAACGAAACUCUUAUCAUGGCUUGCUAUGAAGAAUCUCGAUGAUGUUGGACCGGGCGGAAACCCUAUCAAGACCUGGCUUACGGAUGCCCUACACUUUCAGCGUGGAGUACAGAAUCUACGCGUACGAGACAUGGAAGUUGAGCUUCCACUACAACCUAAGGAACGGGAUCUGGAGCUCUCUACAAGGUCCGAUUCUAGAGGAAACCCUAUAGAUACCACCAUUAAGAACCCCCCAAUCGAUUUUUCGGUGGUUCAGCGCGCCUGGUGGGAUGCUAUUAUCGAAUGUUAUCGCCACAUUGACACCUGCCCCCAACGAAUGCCACUGGAAAUGCGAAUCAUGGGUAAUAGCAAUAUUACACUUGCCCCUCAACGAGGUUACACGCUGGGAACAUGUUCUAUCGAGAUUGUUACAUUAAGUAACACUGCAGAUAUAUGGCCGGCAUACGCGCAAAAAGUGUUAGAUCGCUGGUCAAACUACAAGGAUGAGAGGGGCAACGGCAUUCCAGUGCGACCGCAUUGGGCAAAAGAGUGGUAUGGUUAUACUAUGAGGGGGAGGAGAUGGGAAGAUUUCUUGAAAGAGGAGGAAGCAGAGAAUGGUGGAUUCAAGGCAGAAUUCGAGGAAUGGAGAGAUAUUGUAGGACAACUAGCGUCAAGAGAUGGCUGGGAUAUAGAGAUAGCUAGAGAUAUGUUCGGCAAUGAGGUACUGAACGAACUGAUUUGGAGUCCACCUCGUGGCACGGCAUCUACAAAGGCAAUGAGCAACGGCUAG